GCCAGAGAGACAUAAGAUGGGCUUGUUGAUGCCUUUUCUACUGUAACAUCUAUUUUACAUUAUAUUGCAGCCAUCAGAUAGAAGAUCUGUUCCAGGAAGGAGUUACUAUGUCAAAUUCUUUAGGCAGGUAGUGGGGGAGGUCAAAUGUCCAUCAGAGAAAACAAUCAAGGUAAAGAGAUAUAUUUCAGGGUGGCCAAAUCUUGAUCUCCCACAACAGCAUGGCAUCAUGAACGAGGGAAGGACCACUGGAGAGAGCAUCAGUGACCUCCUCCCUCCUCCCUGCCUCUGUGGUCCGGUCAAACCCCUCUGCCCCAACAUGCCCUGGUUCCCGGCUCUGUGACAUCACAGACAGCCUCCUCUCCACUCUGACAGCUGCAGGAAACAGCCCUGCCCUGGGAACUGGCUUCAAAUUCAAGAUCAGCUGACUCAACAAGGCACCCCUGCAGGCAAAGCUGGCAGAGUAGAGGCUUCACCUUCUUUCCAUGGCUGCCCACCAAAACCUGGCCUCGAAGAUCUUCUGUUUAUGCUGCGGAGACUGUGAGAAGCCCCACGCCGUGGAUGACUCCAAGAUCCCCAGUCAAACCCAAGAGCAACAGCCAUCGACCCGCAGUCUGCAGAAGGAUGAACUUGACAGACAAAAUACCAAGCGUGCUAAUGCAGCCUCCUGCUUGCCUCUGGGACAACCCCUGAUUCAUCCAGAAAAGAGAGCCUCCUCUACCAGCAGCAGUGAGUUUGAGGAUCUGAAUACAUAUGUUUCCCAAAGAGGUUUUUACAAGAGGAACCUAAACCGCUACUCCCAGGAUCACUGGCCAUUCCAGCCAUGCCUCAUUGGGAGACCCUGAGCAUUCUAGUCGGCAGCCCCCACGAGGGUCUCCGAGGGUGCACGGUGGCUGGAGUGUCUCCAGGAGGAAGAGGGCGGUGAACGGGGGCCAUGAAGACUGAUUCGGAAACUCCCCAGGAGGAGGAGAAGACGUCUGAGCCAACCCUGUGCCACGAGCAAGAGUCACUUCAGUUCCUGAAAAAGCCACUGUGGGAGGAGCUGCCUCCAAUUAAAGUCCUUGAUCAUGUCACAAUCUUUGAUCGCCUUCCUCUUUUCCCCUCCCCCUUAUUAAGGAAUAUCUCUUCCAAAUAGUAUCUUAUUUUUAAAAAUACUGUCACAUCUAAUUAACGUAAAACAAAUUUUUUAACUUUUUGGAUAGCUUUCUGUUAAUUUUGAAAUAAUUUCAAACUUACAGAAAAGUUGCGAGAAUAGUACA
This is a messenger RNA of Diceros bicornis minor, 1256 nucleotides long. RefSeq names its product testis expressed 48 (gene TEX48). The transcript is spliced from 5 exons. The coding region runs from base 483 to 842 and encodes 119 amino acids. Lineage: Eukaryota; Metazoa; Chordata; Mammalia; Perissodactyla; Rhinocerotidae. The record is from RefSeq and is a predicted model, not a curated record.